Tauraco erythrolophus (red-crested turaco) is the source of this 587-nucleotide messenger RNA. Lineage: Eukaryota; Metazoa; Chordata; Aves; Musophagiformes; Musophagidae. The record is from RefSeq and is a predicted model, not a curated record.
GCGACGGGCCUGGGCGGGACCGCGGGCCGCAGCGCGGAGCGGGUCGAGAGCAUGGAGCCGGUGAGGGAGCGGGUCAUCAGGGUCACCUUCAACGCCGACGUGCACUCCAGCAUCCAGUGGAACUUCAAACCGCAGCAGAGCGAGAUCUUCGUGGUACCAGGAGAGACAGCACUGGCCUUUUAUAAAGCGAAAAACCCUACUGACAAACCAAUAAUUGGAAUCUCUACCUACAACGUAAUACCCUUUGAAGCAGGACAGUAUUUCAAUAAAAUACAAUGUUUUUGUUUUGAAGAACAGCGGCUAAACCCUCAAGAGGAAGUGGACAUGCCUGUCUUUUUCUACAUUGAUCCAGAAUUUGCAGAGGACCCUAAAAUGGCUAAAGUUGAUUUGAUCACCCUCUCUUACACUUUUUUUGAAGCAAAGGAAGGACUGAAGUUACCACUUCCUGGAUAUCAGUAAUGGGCAAUCCCUACACAGUUUUACUUCUGCUACCUGACUACCAGUUUUGAAACUGUUUUUCCAUGGAAGGAAGAAUGGCAGGAGUACUGUGCAAUAUGAAAUCAUAUUAUUAAACCACCAUGGACACA